ACCUGCGCACUAGCCGCCGCCACGUUUUAGUUUACCGACGUUGACUCGACUGACCGGCCGCACACGCCGCGCACACAUCGCACUCGCACGUCGUACGUCGCACCGCGCACACGACGACUGACGGCGACGCAACCGCGCAGGUAUACAUACACCGUACACGUAACCUGCACCCAUCAGUCGACGACCACGUCUCACGGGCGCGGUGAUCGCAUUCGUUUUCGGCACGUCCGUUCCGCCGCCGCGUUUUAUUUUCCAUAACAACAUUAUUAUUAUUAUUCGUAUUACAACGGCAAGCGAUAUGGUCCGCGAAACGACGACGACGACGGCCGCCGACGUCGCUGCCGUUCGCGUUUAACCCGCAAUAAUAUUAUUCAACGGAAUUACGUUCCGUUUCGCGCAGCGGUUUUCAAGUGUGUUUUUCUCGUCUCCAGCACGGUUAGGGUACAGUACACCCGAAGAAUAUCAAAUUAUUUUCAGGACCGUGAUUUGUCCGCCCACCGCAUACCGUGUCGCGGAUACCUAGGUUUAGGUAUAUACCUAUAGGUGCCCAGGCAUAAUAUACAUAUUGUUGUUCGCUCCGUGCGCGCGCGUUUUUCGUUUCGCCGGCCGCAUAGGUUCGGUUGCGAUACCUUGUUACCGGUAAUAAUAUGAUAAUGGGUACGGCCAACCAGGAACAGCAUCCCGCCAGCGCGAUCAAAAAGCCCACGGACUUUUCGAUCGACGCUAUUAUGCGCAAAGAUGACGCCGCCGCUGCCGCUGCCACCGCUGCCGAUUCGAGACACAACAUCAUGUUCGGCGCGGAAGGUGAAGGUUCAAUGGGUGGGACUGAAGAUUUGGACAUUGAAGUUGACGUCGUUGAGACUUCGGAACCGGAAGACUUGGCAGCCAACCGCUAUCAUCGUCGGUCCUCAGUGGAUGCGGGCAACGGAAAACAGAAUGGCUCGGCUAGUGGUUCAAAAAAAAAGAGAUGCAGAGAAACGGUUAGCGCUUCGUCUGAAGACGGUGACCGGACACCGCCCCCGCACGAUUCUGCACAAGUUACCUCUAAGAACUUGGCAACAAUGUUGGCAAAAUGUACCAGUCCAGAUUUGGCAUCUACGGAAUGCUACCUCGAGUCCGUUUCAAAAGAGCUCUGGUCCAAAUUUCACGAACUGGGCACAGAAAUGAUCAUCACCAAAACCGGAAGGAGGAUGUUCCCCACGCUGCGCGUGUGCUUCCGGAAGCUGGACCCAAAUCAAAAAUAUUCGGUACUUAUUGAUAUCGUGCCAGUGGACAACAAACGGUACAGAUACGCUUACCACAAAUCUUCAUGGCUGGUGGCCGGUAAAGCCGACCCGCCCGCUCCGCACCGGCUGUACACGCACCCUGACUCGCCGUUUACCGGUGACCAGCUGCACAAGACGUUUGUGUCGUUCGAAAAAGUCAAGCUUACCAACAACGAGAUGGACAUCAGUGGACAGAUCAUUUUGAACUCGAUGCACAGAUAUCAGCCCCGGAUACACCUGGUCAAGUGGAGGGGCAUGGUGACCGACUUGGACGCAGAAAAGUACCGGUCUUUCGUGUUCCCAGAAACCGUGUUCACGGCCGUCACGGCUUAUCAAAAUCAACUGAUAACGAAAUUGAAAAUCGACAGCAACCCAUUCGCCAAAGGAUUCCGUGAUUCUUCGCGACUAGGAGAACUUGAAAGAGAUCCGGUGGACCUGAUGUUCCUGGAACACCAGUACAACCAGCACCUGCUCAGUCGGGCGGCCACGCCCAUGUUCUGGCCGUCGUCGCAGGACGGCGGCGUCGUCCAUCCCGGACAGCAGUCGGCAAUGGAACAGCACCAUCAACACCAGCUAAACCAGCAACAACAUCAACUGCAGCAACAGCAGCACCACCUUCACCACCAGCAACAGCAGCAGCAGCAUCAGCAGCAGCAACAGCAACAGCAGGACCAGAGCAACGGCGGCGGCAAUUCGGGAUUCAUGUUGGCCGCCGCGGCCGCUGCCCGUGCGCAAUUCCACAUGUUGAACAACGCGGCAGCCGCGGCCGCAGCGUCGGGCGGGGGCAGGACGCAGGCAGGCGGCGACGGCAGCGGUGGCGCCGGCGGACCGGCUGCCCAGCACUACCAGCACUCGGCUGCCGCCGCGGCGGCCGCUGCGGCCGGCAUGCACUCGCUCAUAGUGUACGGCAACCACUUCCAACAGUCGCAGUCGCGUUUCGCGGCCGCCGCAGCCGCAGCAGCAGCGGCCGCGGCGUCGUCGUACCCGGGACCGCCGCCCCCGCCGCACCCGUCGUCCAUGUUUACGUGGCCGCCGCAGUCGCAAUACCCGAGGUACGUGUCGGCGGCCGCCGCUUUUCAGCCGCCGCCGCUGCCGCAGCAGCAGCCUGUGGCCUCGUCGUCGUCGUCGUCGUCCACCGCGGUCGGGCCGCCCCAAUCGCCGCCGCAGCCGUCGCUCCAGCCGCCGCCGCCGCCACCGCUGCCGCUCCAACAGCAGCCGUCCACGUCCACGUCGUCGUCGUCGUCGUCGCCGUCUUCGUCCAGCGCCGCGGCCGUCGUCCACCACCACCAUCACCCCGUCGCCGGCGCGGUGCACCAGCACCACCAGCACCACCACCACCCGCGGUCGUACAGUCCCGCGCGAACGCCGCCCGGCACCGGCGGCGGUUCGUCUUCGGCCGAGUCGCUGCCGUCGCCGGACGUGGACGGCAGGUCGGCCACCAAAUACCAGAAGCGCCGUUCGCCGUCCGCCGCCAGGUAUUCGCCCUUCGACGCCACCAAAGCCGACGAAUCGUAAUUCGUUCCGGUCCGCGCGCGUGUUUUGUUUUCCUCAACAAAUUUCCCCGCCCCCGUCAAAAUCACCCCUCCCGCCACUUAGACCUUCCUCGUCAUAACCCGUUUUGUAAAUAUAUAUUGUAUCAUUUUUAUAUAUAUAUAAUAUUAUUCAUCCACCGGAAGCUACUAUUAUAUAUUAUUAUUAUGUGUUAUGUAUUAUACUUAUUAUUAUAUAUACUACUUAGCUCUUAUUAUAUACUACUACUACUAUUAUUACCUACUACUUAAUACUCACUGUAUAAUAUGAUUGUAUAAUAAUAUGUAGGUAUACCGUAUUAUACCGCUUAUACCUCGACUUCCGUAUGCUCUGCGCACCUAUGUGGUUCGUGUUUAAGGGGUUUUUCGUGUAGUUUUUCUCGGAUAACAACUAAAACGGCGGUUUUCCGGUUUCCGGUUCAAUACAAUAUUUGAGAUGGCUGUUUUGAUUAAGAACUCGUGUUUCAUUUUCGCUACGGUAUCUCGUUGUAUGAUGUCAAAAGCCGGUUUUCGUUUUUAGUGCGUGACCUGAGACUUUUUCGUUUUCACUUUUUCAGUCAACGUGUGGAAAUAUAAUACCAUAUUAUGUAUAUUCAAUACUUACUAAUGCUGUACAUUGUAAAACAACCCCUUCCCCUCCAUCACCAUUGCAGUCCAAGUGUCCGCCGCCGCGUGUAGGUACCGCGGUGGCGUGUGAGGUGCGCGAGAUUUAUGUGCAAUAUAUUAUUAUGAUAUUACUUCGUCAUGUUUUUUUUUCGUUUCUUCCAGUUGUUGUAUGUUAUGAUAAUAUUAUAGUCUUCG
This is a messenger RNA of Rhopalosiphum padi (bird cherry-oat aphid), 3595 nucleotides long. Its product is annotated as optomotor-blind protein-like. The record is from RefSeq and is a predicted model, not a curated record. The transcript is spliced from 6 exons. NCBI's taxonomy places the organism in Eukaryota, Metazoa, Arthropoda, Insecta, Hemiptera, Aphididae. Gene Ontology annotation, molecular function: RNA polymerase II cis-regulatory region sequence-specific DNA binding; DNA-binding transcription factor activity, RNA polymerase II-specific. Bases 648 to 2780 code for a protein of 710 amino acids. Gene Ontology annotation, biological process: cell fate specification; positive regulation of DNA-templated transcription; regulation of transcription by RNA polymerase II. Gene Ontology annotation, cellular component: nucleus.